AUCGAGUUUGGACCAGAGCAAGGUUAACUACUGACACAAAGGGAGGACUUUACUGUGACUGUGUGAGGUAGCUAACCAGGAGAAAAUGUCUGCCAAAGUGAUCGAUUUGGAAGAGACCGCAACCCACACAGGUCCAAAAGGAGUCAUCAAUGACUGGAGGAGGUUUAAGCUGGAAAGUAUGGACCAGGAAAACCUGCCACUUGCAAAAAAGGAACUUCUCAGACAGAUGUCAUCCCCCAACAAACCAAAAGAUGACUCCAGAGCAAACCUUAACCGCAAGAUGAGUGUCCAAGAGUACGAACUGCUGAAGGAGGAGGACGAGGGAUGUCUGAAGAAGUACAGACGGAGGUGCAUGCAGGAGAUGCAUGAUAAGCUCAGCUUUGGGCCCAGGUUUGAAGGUGUGCAUGACCUGGACAGUGGAGAGGCCUUCCUUGAAGUCAUUGAGAAGGAGCAUCACAGCACGGUGGUGGUUGUCCACAUCUACAAGGUUGGGGUCAAAGGUUGUGAGGAGCUCAACAACUGCCUCGACUGCCUGGCCACUGAGUACCCCACCGUAAAGUUCUGCAGGAUUGAUGCUGUUUCAUCCGGAGCUGCCGAGCGGUUCUCAGAUGAGGUUUUGCCUACGCUGCUGGUAUACAAGGCUGGAGAACUACUGGGGAAUUUCCUGGCCUGCACACAGCACCUUAACGAGGAGUUCUUCGCCACUGAUGUGGAGGCUUUCCUCAACAGCUACGGCCUGUUGCCCGAGAAAGAGCUGCCUGGCUUGGAAGACGAAGAGGAAAACGAUGUAGAGUAAACAAAGAGUUUGGCUGCUGUGGAAAAAAGGAAGCUGUCUCGCAGAGCUGGAUAGAAACCUAUGAAAGACAAUCUACAACAUCAGACAAGAUAUUUGUUUGGUCUUCUACAAAUACAAAAACCAUAACAUCUCCACUAGUUCACUAGUGUUUGAGGGUGGUGCAUUAAAGAAAUUUUACUUCCUGGUUGGUAAACAAAUCUCAGUGUCCCAGGUCUAGGUGCUCUCACAUAUGGGUGUGGGUUACAGUAAGGUGAGGAGAUACAGCAUUUAUGUCUAAAAAUAUAAAACAAAUCCCCUCACUGCCACCCAAACAAAAGCCAAACCAGCUAACUGCUUGGACCCAUGCCCCAUAACUAACUAUAAUUACAGUGUUUUAUUUUGUAAAGUUAGGAAAUAUUACAUACUGUAUUUACUUGUAAAAAAUGUUAAUUCAUAGACUUUUUGUUGUAUUUGAUUGGAUAGAUCUGUACACGUUAUUAAUAAAUGCAGGGUUCAUACAAAGUGACAUCCCUCAGUGUUAAUAUUUAAAUAUAUGUAUACUUCAAGUUUUUUUUGCCAAAAAAAAAAAAAAAAAAAAAAAGAACCUUUAAAGAGAUAUAUAGAACAGGUACUCUUAAAACUUAAGAGGCCAAAGCACUCUGAAUGUGGAAAGGUUUCGUGUAAACACAUCUUCCAGCUGUCUGGUCCGACACUACCUACCCUUGCUUCCUAAGCGAGUGUGCUCGGAGGUUCAUGUUGUGUCUGGAAAAAACAUUCAUGAGCCUCUGGUAUUUUAACAUCAUCAGUAAAGCGUCAUCAGAGAAGAGUUCAUCCAUUUAUGCGUAUUUUAUAUUGUGUGUGAGAGUGUGAGAAAGUCAUGGAAAUAAACAAAAAGGAAACCGUGGGUGGUUGGUUUUCUCACUUAGCCAACACGUCCUUGACUCAGCACAGUGGUCAACGUCAUCAUCAUCAUCAUCAUCAUCAUUGUCGUCGUUUUGAGUUUGUUAUGGAUGGUUACUAUUUUAAACUGUGUACAGAAUAUGAUGAGAAAUACUCUAAUAUACAUGUUGUCCAGAAUAACAAUGAACAAUAAAAUAACAUAAAAUAUAA
Molecule: messenger RNA, 1885 nt
Organism: Seriola aureovittata
Lineage: Eukaryota; Metazoa; Chordata; Actinopteri; Carangiformes; Carangidae
Gene: pdcb
Product: phosducin b
Exons: 4
Coding region: 86-796 (236 amino acids)
Biological process (GO): regulation of G protein-coupled receptor signaling pathway
Source: RefSeq, a predicted model, not a curated record